Messenger RNA from Strongylus vulgaris, 216 nucleotides. The record is from the annotation of a GenBank genome assembly. NCBI's taxonomy places the organism in Eukaryota, Metazoa, Nematoda, Chromadorea, Rhabditida, Strongylidae.
AUGUAUUCAGAAAAGUUCUUUCGAAUUGUUUACCUAUACGCUAAACAUUGUACGUUCCAGAGUACGGAGUUGCUACGCGUACGCGUAGCAAAAGGCGAACGACUUGGUAAACGUGAUCUGUUUGGAGUCGUAAGUCCCUACUGCGUGGUGCGUCUAGAGAAAGCUGAUGGCGAACAGAUUGAUGAGAUCACUCUGGAAAAGAAAAAGAAGGUAUAA